AUGUCCUUGACUGGAACUCACAGGGCAACGGAAAAGAGGACGCCCAAAACAAACAUCGCGCAGAACCAUAAUGGAAGAGCUAGCGAAGUCAAGAACAUCCUGGCCAGAAUUUUAAUUCUCGAUACACGUCAUAAGUUAGAAACGUUUGAUAUGACAAAAUGGGGUCAAGAAUUAAAAGAUAAUUCGAUUCAGAAAUUUCAAGAUAUUUUUAAAGUCUAUUUUCAUCAAUUAGAGGGACAACGUUCGACAGAAACAGCGGUGGCGCGACAAGAACGAGAAAAUCCUGGACCUGAAAAGUCGGACUUUGUAAUUGAUUUUGAUGCCUUGUACGCAGUAAAUCCUACCCCUGCCGAAGGAGAAUGGAUGCAGGAGCUUCAAAAAUACUAUUCAAUUCCCCGGUGUAAUAAAGACACAGAAACUCCUGUUGAAUUAAGAACAUUACUAAAUGUUUUUAAUGAGAAUUUAGAAGCGUUACGAAAUUUAGGUUUACCCGUAGAUUCGUGGGAUUUUGUUCUUUUUCAUAUUGCUCUUGCCAAGCUUGAUAUGCCUACACUAAAAAGAUUUGACUUAGAACAUAGCUCAACAAAUAUACCAACUUUCGAAAGUUUAAAAACUUUUUUGGAAAAACAUUCAUUUCUGGAAAGAUCACCUAAAGAAAGAUAUUCAAUUGCAAAACAACAUAAACUUUGUUUGAACUGUCUCUGUAAUAAUCAUAAUGUCGCUUCGUGUAGUUCUCGUUCUGUUUGUCACUCAUGUAAAGGAAACCACCACACUCUUUUGCAUUUUUCUACCGAAAAUCAAAUCGAAAAUCAAGAUGUAAUAUCGCCUCCUACGCCUAAGGAUUCUGUUGCUGGUUCUCUACAUACAUCUCAAAUUAAUCCUAUUCCAGGCACUUCUGGUUCUUCUCAAGUAAAUUCGUUAAUUAGUCUCUUAUCGUCAGGCUCGCCUGUUAUUAUUUCUACCGCUCUCAUCGAAAUUCGCGAUGAAUAUGGAAACUUCCAUAAAGUCAGAGCUAUCAUUGACUCCGCUAGUGAAUGUAGUUUCAUUACGGAGAAAUGUGCCAAUAGGUUAGGAUUGUUCAAACAAAAAAUCAAUUUAUUGAUCUUCGGAGUUGGCCAAGUAUCGUCUACCGCUACCAGCUUCAUCUCGUCUCAAAUUCGCCCAUGCAACUCAUCGUCGUCGUCAUCUCUAUUAAUCGAGGCAGUCGUAUUGCCUAAAAUUGGAAAGCCUACUCCUUCCUCGCCUUUAAAUCUCGAUUGUUGGCCUCAUCUUUCCGGUAUAAAGCUAGCAGACCCCUAUUUUGGAAAACCUGCUCCAGUUGAUCUACUACUAGGAGCAGAAUUAUAUCCCUUUUUAUUAAAGGACCAAAGAAUUCUUACUCAUAAUCCCAAAAUGCCUUCUGCUAUUCUCACUAUUUUUGGUUGGGUUCUCAGUGGUUAUGCUUUUCCACCAGAUUGCGUAAAAACUAGUUUAUGCAGUGUGGUGUGCUCAGAAGAUUUUCAAGAUUCCAUGGAUUCAUUCAUUAAAAGAUUCUGGGAGAUUGAGGAACUGCCACGAAAAAUAUUUCGUUCUUCGGAAGAUGAGUUAUGCGAAAGCAUAUUUCUUAAGUCUCUCUGGCGUUGUGAUUCUGGUCGUUUUAUCGUGGGCUUACCAUUUCGACAUAUCUCGCCAAUUUUCGCUGGUUCUCGCUUACCCGCAUAUCGUCGUUUGCUUUCGCUAGAAAAGCGAUUACUAAAUUCUUCUCUCUAUGACAGUUACUCUGAAGUAUUACAGGAAUAUUUGUCGUCGGGAUAUAUGGAAAAAGUGUCUGCUCACCAAGCUUCGGAUGAAGGUCAUUUCUAUUAUCUCGCUCAUCACCCUGUAGUUAAACUCAGUAGUGCUACUACUAAAAUUCGAGUAGUAUUUGAUGCUUCGGCUAAAGAUUCCAAGGGACAGUCCUUGAAUGAUAAUCUUUUAACGGGAGAGAAAUUACAAAAGGAUAUAUUCUCAAUAUUAUUAAAAUUUCGCAUUGAUAAAAUCGUAUUCACUGCAGAUAUUAAACAAAUGUAUCGGCAGAUUUGGAUAGAACCAAAGCAUACGGAUUAUCAACGUAUUUUGUGGCGGUUCUCUCUUUUCGAAGACGUUCAAGACUACCGUUUGAAAACUGUCACCUUUGGAGUUAGCUCAUCUCCAUUUCUAGCUCUUCGCACCAUUCAACAACUUAUUGCAGAGGGAAAAGCUUCAUUUCCACUAGCUGCAAAAGUUCUAGAAACUGACAUUUUCGUAGACGAUGUUGUAACAGGCUGUUCAUCGGUCGAGUCUGCAUUACAAUUACAGCAAGAGCUUGUGGCAUUAUGCAGUUCUGGAGGAUUUGAACUUAGAAAAUGGUCCAGUAACUCACAAAUUCUUUUAGAUAAAAUCGCGUCAUCUGUGUGUCACGAUUCUUCUUUUUCUUUUGAUUUUGAAAAGGACAUGGUUCUCAAAACUCUCCAGUGGGUUCCACUGCAAGAUUAUUUCACAUAUAAAGUUGAUAUUCUGGAAAGGCCAUGUAUAGGGUGGGAUGAAAAACCGCCUGAUCGCAUUUUGGAAAUUUGGGAAAAUUAUAAAUCCCAACUGCAUCUCAUUUCGUCUCUUAAUGUUCCUCGUCGCAUCACUUGUAAUGAUGUCAUAUACUACGAACUUCACGGGUUCUGUGACGCAUCAGAAAAAUAUUAUACGGCUGUUGUUUACCUUCGUGCUCUUUCUCAUAAUUCUCAAUAUCGUGUCUCUUUGGUGAGCGGAAAAUCAAAAGUUUCGCCCUUAGAACGAAUCUCUCUUCCUCGACUGGAGUUAUGCGCUGCAGUCUUAUUGUCUGAUCUUAUUGCAGCAAUCUCAAAAACGCUGGAAAACAAUCUUAAGUUUUGUAAGCUUUAUGCGUGGUCAGAUUCUAUGGUAACUAUUUCUUGGAUUAAAUCUUCACCUCAUCGUUGGAAUUAUGUGGAAUCCAAUAAGAACCCUGCUGAUUGUGCUUCGCGAGGUCUGUUACCAGAGGAUCUAGUAAAUCACGCCCUAUGGUGGGCGGGACCACCAUGGCUUAAAGAGCCACAAAACUGUUGGCCUUCUUUUAAUCACUCUGUAGACCCUAGUUCUUUGUCAAUAAAGGAGGAAAAAAAAGAUGCAGUGAGUGUAGUGGCAUCAUGCCUGCCUAUCGACUUCUUGGCGGGAGAACGCCCGCGACAACACCGUAAGAAGAAAGCCGAGCAGCGACAGAUCUUCUGUGAAGAAGAGAGGCCUGAAAGUCAUCGUCUCUGGCAAGUGAGAUGGGACAAUCGACGAAAGGUCGGUGGACACAUCGACUAA
Molecule: messenger RNA, 3318 nt
Organism: Sitophilus oryzae (rice weevil)
Lineage: Eukaryota; Metazoa; Arthropoda; Insecta; Coleoptera; Curculionidae
Exons: 6
Coding region: 1-3318 (1105 amino acids)
Source: RefSeq, a predicted model, not a curated record